AAUGCAUGAUAUUCCUGAUUUAAUCAGUUAAUCAUCGUACUGACAUUUAAGUGAGGGAAAGGAACUGAAAAUUCUCAUCACUAAACGAUAAUAAACUAUUAACUGGAAGAUAAAGAGAAGAAAAUUCUUUUCUCUUUGAUGAGACUGCUAAAAUAUAAGUUCUAAAAUAGAUUUCCUCAAAUACACCAAUGUAAUGAUCAACAGGUAUCAAGAACAGUUACACUUAACUUUAGUGCUUAACAUACUCUUGACACUUAAUAAAAAAUUUUCAAUUUAAUAUUAAACUUUGUUUUUACAAAUAUCGUUUCUGUUUAAAAUAAAUAAUUACUUAUAAUCCUUAAACAAGAUAGUUUAACAGGUUCGAUCGAUUUUCUUAGUUCUUCGCUACAACGGCAGAGCGCAGCACUAGUCGACCUUAUCUCCGUGCGUUCUCGAUCUCUUGUGAAGCGAUUGCAACGUUGCAUCUAAUGAUUGGUAGACUGUGGCUGACGGCGUUGGGAACAUUGUGUCAGUAAUUAUGAGAUGCAUCCACAGUUUUCCAAAUUAAAAUAAACAAGUUUUCGAAUGUUAUUUGUACAUUCGCUCUGAUCGACUUUUUAACAACAAUCUCGCUAUCAUGCAGGUAUACAUCAUGUUGUUAUUUGGAAAACAAUUGAUGAUGGAAAGACAUUGGUCACGUUUGUCGUGCGAGCCGUUCGAGCCAAUGGCCGAGCAUGUGGGCUCGCACGAUCUGACAACAGCGCAAGCGUAGACAACAUCGCCUCGGAGCGCAGAUAGACGGGAACACGCCUUCAGUUGCUUGUGUACCGUGCGAGAGUGUUGCAGUGCUGCAGCGACUAGAAGAGAUUACUCAGAUUUUCGAACAAAGAAUAGAUUCGCGUUCAACGUCUUCAAAACGUAACUCUACGGUCGCACAACUGAGAUCCUGGGAUAGGAAGGUGCGGAGCGAUCAGCGAGUCAGCGAGAGAGGACGUCUACUCGAAAAGAAGAGGUGAAAAAUUAGGAAAAAAAAGAAAAAAAACAGGAACGAACAGGUAUAUAUUCUAAUUAAACACGAAGAUUCUUUCAGGAAUAUUAAGGUGGCAAUUCCGUAAAACGUCGUAUAAAAAGAAAAAAAAGUAAUAAUCGUGACAAAAAAACUGCGUUCCAAUUCACGCUACGCUCGUUCGAAUAAAGGAAACAAAAAGAGUGCGUUUCGUCAGAAAAAUACGGCGCGCAUAACAGGUAGUUGUAGGAAAAAGUAGUACCUGAUACCUGCUCCUGUUUAUUGUUCGUUGUCAGCAUCAAGGAUCCCUUGCAGGUUCCUCUGCCGUGGCUAGUUUACCGGAGUUAGUUGAUUUUCAGAGUCGUCGACCGUCGAUGUUCUUUUUAUUCGAUAUUAUUGACAAUCGCAAUAUCAUCGGGCGAUUUGAGUGGAUUGUAUAUAAAUUAGGACUGUGGAAGAAUAUGUGAUACAAAUUAUAGUGCCAUAGAUUAAAUCCGUGAAUUGUAUAUCGUAAAGAUGGAUGUGUCACAUCAAGACAUUCUCAGUCGCUUGAGAAUGAACAUAGUUCAGGAUUUGAAUAUAGAAAAUGGUAUCCUACAGCAAUUGCAGUCCGAAUACAUCUUAAAAGAUGAUGAUAUUAAAUACAUUUAUAUUGGAGCUACUAAAGAAGAGAGAGCGGAAAGAUUAUUAGAUUUAUUGCCAAAAUGCGGUGCAUGCGCUUUUGAUGUCUUUCAUGAAUCGUUAAAACAUCACUAUGACUGGCUUAGUGAUGAAAUAGAUAAAUUAUUGGGCAAUUAUGAGAUAGAGACAAAUGGAGAAAUAGAUUAUUAUGCUGGACCUCCCAAUGUACCACCCCUUUCUCCAUUAACGGUUACCAGGAAAGAGAAGGUGGAACAGCUGAAAAUGGCUUUACGAGAAUUAAAUCCUACGGAAUACAUCGUCUUGCAUGGGAUGAAAGGAUUUGGAAAAUCAUGCUUAGCUGCGAGCACCCUCAAGGACAUCAAAUUAGUGAAAAAUCUAUUCUGCAACAAAGUCUAUUGGAUUAAAUUUACUUGCAAUCGUCUAAUUGACGAGGAGAUAUUGAUUCAGUUAAACACACUUUAUCAUAAUGUGAGGAACUUGGAGAUCCAACCAGAGUCAUUUAAAAUACUGGAAAAGGAUGCUUUGAUCCGGUUUUUCAAACAUUACUUCAAUAAGGAAGAAAAUCGCAAUGCUCUAUUGAUUUUAGAUGAUGUUUCUGACAAAAAGAUUAUUGAGACUUUUGAUUUUGAUUGCAAGACUCUAGUUCUUACUGCUGAUAUCGAUAUUUUACGUCGAAAGAGACCUAAGAUAACAAUACAGAUGAACGAUGGAUUUACAGAAUCAGAGACACUAGGUUUAUUUGCCAAAGUGUUGGAAAUGGACGUGAACAAGUUACCUAUAGAAGCAAAGAGAAUUCACGAAGAAUGUAAGGGCAUGCCAUUACUUAUAGCGAUGUUUGCUGCUCAAUUUGAAGAAUUUAAACACGACAUGAAAAUACAACCCAAUAGAUGGAAGUAUUAUCUGGAUUGCUUGAGGAAAAAGGAUGCGACAAACAAAGUAAUGAGAGAGUUCUUCCAAAAACAAGAAACUAUUUUUGAUAUGUCUAUUGAACAACUAAAACCAGAUUUGAGAGAACAUUACACAACUAUAGCUGUUUUUAGUGAAGAUGUUAACAUAACUCCAAAGACUCUGGAAAUCCUCUGGGGACAAAAUAUAUUUCAUGUCGAAGAGUUGAUGCUGGAUUUGUGCCAUAAAUCACUCGCAGCAAAGAAAUGGAACAAAGACUUAAAGACUUAUGUUUACGGUGUACAUGAUUUAUUGCUAUGCCAUUUGCGGAAAAAGCUAACGAACGAUGAACUGACGCAGUUGCACAAGUCUGUCAUUGAAAAAUAUCGCGCGCACUGCGCCAACGAUUUCUCAAAGUUACCGGAUGAUAAUUACAUUUAUUCAUACAUUGGUCAUCACUUGGAGCAAGCCGAAUUAUUCUCCAAAUUUCGGUCACUUUACUUAAACUUUGACUUCAUUCAAGCUAAAAUAAUGUAUGCUGGUUUAAAUGAUUUAUUGCUGGAUCUAAGAAAAUACAGACAACACAUUACGUUGUGCAACAAAGAAUACGAAGCAAAAGUGUUCGAUCUGGAAAGGUUCCUUCAAGAGCAAGCAAGCGUGAUCGGACAACACAGACGUAAAAAAUGCUUAGACAUAAUACAAAUAGCUAUGAAACAUCCGUAUGACGAUUACGUCGCGCAGACUGCCAAGCACCUGGCUAUGAAGAGACAACAAUAUGUGUACUUGUACCAUGACAACGUCGAGCACGUCAAUAUGCCAUUAACCGAGGAAAUAUCGACUGGUAUCUACACGUCGUCUUUUACGGACAAUCCUGAUUUAAUUUUGAGCGGAAAUACAUCGGGCAAAAUAAUCCUGUGGAAUUGCGAAAGUAAGCAGCAGAAGGUCUUCAAUGGCCACAGCGACGAUUGCUUUAUCAAAAAGAUUAUCGUGUCCGCGAAUGGUGAUUGUUUCUUGUCACUGAGCAGCAACGGUGUAAUAAAGCUGUUCCCUCUGUCCGAUAAUGAAAUGUUUGAUCAAAAACACAUGCAAGUGGAAAGUCCACGGCAGAAACAGAGCUGCUGGUCUGGCUUUUUUGCAAACUUUAACGAACAAGAUGACAGCUUGAUGGAGUUUUCGGUGAGGAAUGAAAUUAUAUUGGAUAUGGUCUUCGGACACAGGGAUAAAUGUAUCGCCGCUUGUACCGACAAAGGAACGAUUCAGAUAUGGGACCGAUAUGGAGAAAGUAUCUUUACCCUGAGCGAUAUCGAAAAGAAAUCCUUAACGAGAAUAACAUUUACGGUACAAGGCUUGCUGCUGAACGUAAUGGAGGAAUCGGGUGUUGUUUUCUGGUACGCGUACAGCGAAAACGACUAUAAUACUACUUACCGAUAUAUCUCCUGCUACAAUCUGCAAUUAAAGAACGAAAAGGUAAUCUUCCUUCAUAACGUACCCGAGUAUGAUGACUCGUUGGUAAUUGUCACCGAGAAAGAAGCUAUGUUAUUGACAUGGACGCGAAACAUGUCUGACGAGAAUCAAGUGUACAAGUUCAACAAAGUAGUAAGGACUUCCGUUGAGGAUGAUUCGGUAACUUACGUCUGCGCGACCAGGACUCACGAUAGUGCGUACCUAAUCGUGGCUGAUUCCGCCGGUUUCAUAAACGUGUGGAACAUUUUCAAUGGAUUGAUACCGGUCGCGACUUACAGAAGUCACGUCACGUCCUUGGAUACUUACUGGUUAAAGGAAGAAGGCUAUCACAUCAUAUGUGGAAACGACAAUAAAUUACUGUACAGGUGGAAACUCCCAAUAGUAGAAUCGGAUAAAUCGCCAAGGAAUUACUUGUUUGAUGCUAUUGCUAAACCUCUUGACGAAGUGGACAUUGUGGUCAAAGAGAGCCAUCCAAGAAAUAUUGUAGCUCUGUAUGGGGAGAAAGUAAAAGAAUUUGAAUAUCGAGAAAACAACAUUUUAAGCUUACAUCUUUCUCCUGAUGGAAGGGAAAUAGUGUACGUUACGGAAAAUCAUGCCAUAAUGUUGCUUAACAUAGAAACCGAUGAAACCAAGCUUGUCUCGCAAGUGGAUAAGCCAGUUAAAUUUGUGAAGAUUAUAAAUAUCGACAAUACAAAUUUAGUAGUGUUUGGAUGGCUGGACGAUUACUUCAACGUGUGGCAACAUUCUAACCCGAUGUGCAAAAUCGAAAGUAAAGGAUGUAUCGCUCAUAUUCAUGCAUUGAGCAACUAUCAUGUAAUGACAAUAACGCAGAAUGGUAUAAUGACGCUUUGGCGUACUAUCAUGCCCUGGCGAUUAAUGAGCCAAGAAACCGGCGCUAGCUUACCAAACACGCAUAUUUCGUUUACCUGUUUAAGUCACCAUAACAAAUAUUUAGCAAUUAUAAAAGAACCGAAUCACUUAAUCGUGUACACUCUCUACGAGGAUGCAGAGGUGAUGCCGAGUAUGAAACUACGACAUUAUUACAACCACGGUUUCUCACAUAGAGUUACUUGUUGCGAUAUCUCGCAAAAUGAGCAAUACAUCGCCGUCGGUCUUCAGACAGGAUUAAUUUGUAUUAUCGAUAUCAAAAGUAAGACAGAAAUUACUAAACUGUCUUUCCAUAAUAAUUCCAUCGCCCAAUUGUCCUGGGCGCCUGUUACCAUAGAUGUUCCGAUCUUGUUCUCCCUGACGAACGACGAAAUGGUUUGGUGGAACAUUGCUUUAGUGAAGAACAACGCGAAGAGGAGGAGCCGAAUGGGCAUCAGUCACAGUACAAGCACUCCUUCACUCAGCACGAGUAUGCCAUCGAAUUUCCGAAUACACAUACCCAACAGCCAAAGCGUGGACACGGGUGUGGCCAAUUUACAAGACGGUGAGAAAUCAACUGCGGACGUUACAAAUGUUGUUAGUGACGUAAGUAGAUAUUGGAGGGGCAAGAUAGGCAAGAAUCCCGAGAUACCGGAGUUAUUGACCGUUGUCGAAUUGCCGCCGAGUCGAAACGUGAAGGUGUGCAUUUCGCCAGAUUUUGAUAAAUACGUCACGGUUGAUACUUAUGGGUCUAUUUAUACAUUUAAGCUGAUUGAUUAGUAAUUGUUUUGAUAUAAUAGAAAAAUGCAGUCUGUUUCUCUUUGAAAUAGAUUGAUCACAAAGUUAGUGCAAAAUACGAUAUUGUAAACGUGCAGUUACGUGUGAUAAAAGGAUUCCUAUAAUAAUAUAGGAAGAUGUAAACGCACGGAUACGAUGGCGCUAUAUUCUGCGAUAUGAUCCAAUGAUUAUAUUGUUAUAGAAAAUUGGAAGAAAAAAAA
Molecule: messenger RNA, 5841 nt
Organism: Ooceraea biroi (clonal raider ant)
Lineage: Eukaryota; Metazoa; Arthropoda; Insecta; Hymenoptera; Formicidae
Product: apoptotic protease-activating factor 1
Biological process (GO): regulation of apoptotic process
Molecular function (GO): protein binding; ADP binding
Source: RefSeq, a predicted model, not a curated record